Molecule: messenger RNA, 555 nt
Organism: Cuscuta epithymum
Lineage: Eukaryota; Viridiplantae; Streptophyta; Magnoliopsida; Solanales; Convolvulaceae
Source: the annotation of a GenBank genome assembly
CAUCAUUCAAAACACUUUCUCCAGACAACUCCGAAAAGAAUCUGCUUCCACAAAUAGGUUUUUAUUACCAAGUGAGGAAACAUUCAACCAUGGCAGUUAUGGCGAAAAUUCUGCGUGCUACUAAGCCAAGCCUGAGGAGGUCUUCUUCCAGAACAAACCGAGAAAGUGAGGUUCCUAAGGGUCACUUUGCAGUUUAUGUUGGUGAGGGUGAAAAGAAGCGAUUUGUUCUUCCAAUAUCAUACUUGAAGGACUCUUCAUUCCAAGACUUACUUAGUCAAGCUGAGGAAGAAUUUGGAUUUGAUCAUGCAAUGGGAGGAUUAACAAUACCCUGUGCGGAGGCUACUUUGCUUGACAUCAUUUGUAGCUCAAGUUGAUCAUUAUAAAAACACAUAGAGAUGGCUAGUUUAGUUUAGUGAACAAUUCUUUUUGGGUAGAAGAGUUUCUUGUAAAGUUGAUACUGAAAAUAUACUAUUAACUUCAUACUACAACUACCAUUUUGCUUGGAAACUUUUUCGUAUUUGUCUUAUUAUUCACAACACAGUAACUAAAUCUAAU